Messenger RNA from Thunnus maccoyii (southern bluefin tuna), 1095 nucleotides. Its product is annotated as rho-related GTP-binding protein RhoV-like. The coding region runs from base 294 to 968 and encodes 224 amino acids. The transcript is spliced from 5 exons. Gene Ontology annotation, molecular function: GTPase activity; GTP binding. The record is from RefSeq and is a predicted model, not a curated record. NCBI's taxonomy places the organism in Eukaryota, Metazoa, Chordata, Actinopteri, Scombriformes, Scombridae. Gene Ontology annotation, biological process: small GTPase-mediated signal transduction.
GGUAUUACAGAAAAUUAUUGCCAGAAUUAAUUCAGUACAGCUCAACAGAACGACUAUAUAAGGAUUUCGAGUACCAUCCCCCACCCACUUAACAAAAUCACACAGUUCAGACUGUGAGGAGCUGUAGGCUGAACAAAUAUCACACAAGGAUACAGAGGACAUUUUCAAGGUGUCCCCCCUCCCUUUAUUGGCACCAACGGGCCUGUGGAGAGGAAGACAUCUUUUACAGUAAUGCUGCACAACUGCAUGGACUUUCACAGUGCUGGGAUGAUGGAAGGAUAAUAUGAGGAAACAUGGCGCAGGCCUGUCAGAGACACGAUAAACCGAACAGACUGAGGGAAGAACUGAGCUGCAUGCUGGUGGGUGAUGGAGCAGUGGGGAAGACCAGCAUGAUUAUCAGCUACAUCUUCAAUGGAUACAACAGCGAGUACAGGCAAACAGCUUUUGAUGUCUUCACUGGUCUGGUUCAUGUGAAUGGAAUUCAAACUCGUAUCAAACUGAUAGAUACUGCUGGACAGGAGGAAUUUGGCCAUCUUCGUUCUCUGUGCUAUGCCCAUGUGGACGUCUUCAUCCUCUGCUUCAGCCUUGUCAACCCCGUCUCCUUUGACAAUAUCACUUCCAAAUGGAUCCCACAGAUCCGCGCUGGCAACCCAACCUCACCCAUAGUUCUGGUCGGAACUCAGUCAGAUCUUCGCCACAAUGUGGACGUCCUUAUUCAUCUGGACCAGCGCGGAGCCAAACCAGUGCACUUCAGCCAGGCCAGAAGGCUAGCACGCAGGGUCAGGGCUCAUGACUAUGCGGAGUGUUCAGCUCUGACUCAACACAACCUCAAAGAUGUGUUUGACUGUGCUAUAUUUGCUGCCAUUAAGCACAAGCACACUGGCACAAAACCCCAAAAGCUCAACCUGAUUAAACGUUUAAAGACUUUUUGUGAUUGUGGAUGGAGGAAAAUACUCAGAUUCAUCUGACUGGAAUGUAGAGAAAUGAUUGGCGUUUGUUGUUUUGGGGAUUCUGUCUGUGCAGAAUGUGGAUGACAUGAUGACUUAAGUUCAUUUAAAACCUGCUUGACAUCCUACCUUAAGGUCCUGUGAGAAA